Messenger RNA from Cyanidioschyzon merolae strain 10D, 1353 nucleotides. RefSeq names its product similar to glycosyl transferase. The record is from RefSeq and is a predicted model, not a curated record. Gene Ontology annotation, molecular function: hexosyltransferase activity. Lineage: Eukaryota; Rhodophyta; Bangiophyceae; Cyanidiales; Cyanidiaceae. The coding region runs from base 1 to 1353 and encodes 450 amino acids. The transcript has a single exon. Gene Ontology annotation, cellular component: plasma membrane.
AUGUUGCCGGAAACGAGCAACCGGCGCUCAAGAUCGGUGCUUUUGCCCUUGUGUGUCCUCGGGGCGGGCGUAGUGUCGUUUCUCUGGAGACCAGCCUCACGAGUUUACCAUAUAGCGGCUAUCUUACUAGACGCAUAUCUUUUGGCGUUCCUAGUGCGUAAAAAGGUUACAACUAAAAAAAUCCCUGAAGCUGAUAUUGAUACUGGAAGUCUCCCGUUCUUCACUCUGGUAGUUCCUUGCAAAAAUGAAAGCGGCGUGAUUUGCAAGACUCUGCAGAAACUCUGCUUUGGCCUUAAGUACCCAGUGGAUUCCUAUCGGAUUUUGGUACUUGAUGACCAUUCGACGGAUGGUUCCUUUGACCGUAUUCAUCAUUGGAUACGGGACACAUUGCGACCUCUGCCUGUGUGCCAAGCGAUUGCACGUCCGCAGCACGAUAUCGGCGGAGGCAAGUCUGGUGCUUUGAAUGCAGCACUCAAGUACAUUUUCUAUGAACGAGAGCAAGAUGUGAUUAUUUCACCGAAAAAGAGGCAUAUUAUUGGCUUUUUGGACGCGGAUGCACAGUGCGAUCCCCGCCUUCUCGCGGCUCUAGCGGCAGUAUUUUUGAGCGAAGACGCGCUUGUUCUUCAGGUCCUCAAAAAGCCCAUUCGAUGGGGUAGCAGAUCCCUGCUUGAGGAUUGCCAGGUUGCGGACUAUAUGGCUGACUGGUUCGUCUCCUCUCAGAGACAGAUUCGUCGGGCUGGUUGUGCUUCAUUACGAGGAAAUGGCAUGUUUUUCGACGAAGCUGUCAUCUUGCAUGUUGCUGAUGGCAGGUCGGCUCUCAGAGGCUUUUUCUUCAAUGAUCAAACCACGGGUGAUGACGUUGAUAUGACUUGUCGCCUCAAAAUUGCGGGUCUGAAGAUCCACUACAUCGAUGAUACCUACGUUAUGGAGGAACUAGCUCCUAGCUGGAAGGCACUUUUUCAGCAGCGGGCUCGCUGGGUCUACGGCGGCUACCGUCGCUAUACGGACUAUCUGGAGUCAUUGCCCUGCCUCUGGUGGAACGACCCUGACGAACUCGUAGAAUUUUGUGUGCUCCUAGCACCAAUAUUUUUGCUUCCGCAAUUUAUUCUCUCAUUCUGGUUCAAUGGAAACCGUGCGGUUUGGUUUCAUCUAGCGUUCCUUCUCGUCUGGGGCCUAGGACUCAUGUGCCAAGCUUGCGCAAGUCUGCGGCUAGCGCUUCUGGGUCUUAUCUUCUCAUUGCACCGGAUCUUCUUUAUAUACUGGACUGUCGUGCUCUGCAUUUGGAAGCCAUCGGAAUGUCUUCCCUACUGGAAAACCACUCGACGAGUGGACAUGGAACGUGGCACUCCCUAG